AUGGCCCCUCGGCCCUGCCGAAGCGGCCUCCUCCCGCCGCGAGCGCUCUGCCACGGGCCGCGACGGGGGGCCGCGGCGCGCUGGGGGCCCCGGCUGCGGCGGGAGCUGGCCGGCGCCACCAGGUGCUCUGCUUCCCUGGCGACGGGGUGGGCCCCGAGCUCUUCCGCUGCCAAACAUGUCCUGGCGGCGACCGGCGUGGAGUUCGAUUACGAGGAGAUGGCGUACGGGCGUUGCCUCCAGGAGGCCUCCGGCUGCGCAGUGACCGAAGAGCAUUUGCAGGCGAUCGAGCGAAUCGGUUGUGUGUUGAAGGGUCCCAUCGAGGUGCCUUCUGGAGAACAGGCAGAUGGCAUCGUGGAGCUCCGAGGCCGAAGAUUCACAUCAGCGAACCAAGCUUUGCGCAAGCUGCUAUCGCUCUACGCCAAUGUACGACCUGCACGCAACCUGGGCGGAAUUGGUGCCAAGUUCCCAGGCACUGACAUCGUCGUAGUUCGGGAGAACACUGAAGGCAUGUAUGUCGGCGAAGAGGCUUGGGAGGGUGGCGAACCAGGACGUUCCGCGGUGGCCACCCGCCGGAUCACGCGGGAGGGUUCGCUUCGAGUGGCCCGCUUUGCUUUCACGUUUGCUGAGCGGCAUGGUCGCCGCCUCGUGACUGCCGCGCACAAGGCCAACGUGUUGCGUUUGUCCGAUGGCCUUUUCCUGGAGUGUUGCCGCCAGGUCGCCAAGGAGUUCCCCGGGAUCGAGUAUUCCGAGCAGCUCUGCGACUCCCUCCUUACAGCGAUGGUGCUCGAGCCACAGAAGUGGGACGUCAUUGUUUGUGAAAACCUCUACGGCGAUCUCGUUUCGGAUCUUGCUGCUGGUUUGGUUGGAGGUCUGGGCUUGGCUCCCUCCGCCCUCUUUGGUAGCGGCAGUACGGCUAUCUUCGAGCCCGCCCACGGGAGCGCCCCAGACAUUGCUGGGAAACCUGCGGGUUUGGUGAACCCCUCCUCCAUGCUGCUCUCGGCGGCGAUGUUGCUCGGGCACGUUGGAGAAGAGGAUGCGCAGCAGCGCCUGGUCGAUGCCCUCGAGGCUGUGAUCGCGGAGGGCCAGUUUGUGACCAGGGAUCUCGGUGGCUCUUCCGGGACGCAGGCCAUGGCGCAGGCGGCGGCCGCAAAGCUCAUGCCUCCAUCGGGCGGCUCCCAUCCAGCAGCAGCGCGGCUCUAA
Prorocentrum cordatum is the source of this 1200-nucleotide messenger RNA. The record is from the annotation of a GenBank genome assembly. NCBI's taxonomy places the organism in Eukaryota, Dinophyceae, Prorocentrales, Prorocentraceae.